AUGGAAGAUACAAAUAGAAUAGAAAAGAAUAAGAUUAAAGUCCAAUCUCAUUCAAUAUCAACCCAGGUGUUCAAAUUUAUAUUAAAUCAAUCAUAUCUUAGAAGAUUGAUAUUCAAUCAUGUCAGUUCUAUUCACAAACAAUUAGAGAUUACAACUGUUAAAGUAUCAUCACUUUACACUCUGAUUGAUUAUAUUAGAUAUGGUUUAAAUGAUCUAUUCUUUAAACAUAUUGAUCAACUUUGGUCAUUGAUGUUUCCUGAUGAUGGUAGAUAUAGAAAUGAUAAUAAUGGUAGAUUAACUAGAAUCAUUACAACAUCAAUUGAUUAUCAUAAUGAUAUAGUUUUAGAAUACUUGUUGAAUAGAAUUAAAAAAGAGAUUGGACCAUUUCAAACGAUGGUUAGAAUCAAUUACGAUCACACAAAGACAUUUUUGGGUAGUUAUCAAAUUGUAAACUGUAUCAGUGCAAAUAUAUUCAAGUUGUUGGUGGAUGACAAUGUGUUUAUCGAAUCUGAUGAUUUGUUGCAAAGAAUGGCAAAGACUACAUUUACGGUGAUUGGGGACACUGAUACCAUUCAAAAUCUAUUCCAACGAUACAAACUCAAGAAUCUUUGUUAUUUAUUUGCCGACACAACAAACGACAACAAAACUAUUACAAUUUUCAAAUACAAGAAUGAUUACGAGUUGAUCCAAGUCUACAACGUAGUCAAAAAGGACCCACAAUUCAAUGACUGGAGACAGCAUCUUGUUCCACUAUUAUCUCCAUUCUCUACCAAAAAUACCAUAGAGAAUGAAAGAAAGAGGGCACUUUUUAAAAAUAGAUCCUCUUUCUGGAGCAAAGAAUUGUUUGCCAAAUUUGGUAAUGCAACAGACUUGGAUUUCUUACAAUACAACAUUGUCGCCAUUUGGUGGGUUCAAGUUUGUUACAUGCCAAACAAAUUCAAACGUAUCCAUCCAAUCUUUUGUUCACGUCGAUACAUUGAUCUAUUGUCUAUGCAUCGUUAUUCUAUUCUCUCAAACACCUAUUCUCAAAUAGUUCGAUCAACACUCCAACAAGCUCCCAUUGGAAAAGAGUAUGAAGAAUUGGAUUAUCUACUCAACUCUUCUUUCGGUCAACAACUAACAAUUAAUUUGGUAGAUGCGUUUGAAUCAAUCAUUGAUCAUAUGGGUGGUGAUGACAGCCAACACUUGAUUGAAAGAUUGGUCGCUCAUGUUCACCAACACCCCAAUCGGUGUGCAUUGCCAGUCAAGUCUAUAUCCAAAUUCAUCAACUCUAACCACCCCGGUCGGGAUCAGUUCAUUUCUUUUGUGAGAACCAUCACCAAUGAGAUAUUACCAGACUUAUAUAAAUUCCCGUACAAUCCAAUGCCUCAUCUUCUUCACCCAUCAAUUGUCGCAAGCAUUUCAAAACAAUUUGAUGGUUAUUCAUAUUACUUUCUGACAAGUGCAGCCAUGUCAAAUGAUUUUGAACUGUACAAACGUAUUUAUAAAUUACUUGGUAAGAAUCCUCUAAGAAUGGACCACUAUUCAAUCAAAAUGAUUCUUUCAAUUAUCAAUGCAGGUUACCAUGAAAUUGCAUCACAAAUAUUGGAUUUCAACCCUCCAAUCAAACUAUUGCCACCACCUCAAGGAAAGAUGCCUUUAAAAAAGUGUAUCAAUCUUUUGUUUCCUUUAUGUUUUAGUUUUAUUAUGGCUGGAUAUUGGAAAUCUGCCAAUACAUUAAUUGAAAUUGUACAACCAAAAAAACAACAUGAAAUAAUCUAUUAUGCAAUUGAAUUGACAGACGAUCAAUUCAGCUCACUUUGGAAGAGAUAUUCAAAGGAUAUUGAAAUUUCAAAAUGGUUAGAUUAUCCAAUGCAUCAUCUCAAACAUUUAAAAUAUGAUCAAAAGUUUUUUAAUCAUUUACAAAGAAUCUAUAACCAUAUCAAACAAGAUCAACUUGAUCAAUACCAAUUCAUCAAAUAUCCAAUGAAUCCACCUCCAUUGAUAAUUGAAUAUAUUGGAAUUUGGAAUCAAUGUUUACAAAAUUAUUAUUUCCAAAACAAUAAUAUUAAUAAUAAUAAUAAUAAUAAUAGAAUAGUAAAUAAUUAUACUCAAAAAGAAUAUGAAGACUUUAUGAGUUGGGCAAUUGAAUUUGGUUUCAUCAUUCCAAAGUUGGAAUAA
Molecule: messenger RNA, 2160 nt
Organism: Cavenderia fasciculata
Lineage: Eukaryota; Evosea; Eumycetozoa; Acytosteliales; Cavenderiaceae
Exons: 4
Coding region: 1-2160 (719 amino acids)
Source: RefSeq, a predicted model, not a curated record